AUGGAGUUCGACGAGGCCGAUCUGGCCGACGAAUGUGAUGCGGACACCAACGACUACCAGCCGCUCGAAUUCAGCACCGACGUUUUGCGGCAUUCGAAAGUCAAGUUGACGUGGGACAACGAGGACCCGAUCCGGAAGAGAUACACGCGUCUGAAUACGCAGAAGUUGACGCAAGAAGAGCUGGACGAGCUAGAUUUUGGACGGUUUAUUGCGCCGGGUUCGAGCGAUGAGGAGCGGGGGUCUGAUGGGGAUCGAGCAGAGGAGGAGGAUGCGGAGGGUGGGACGAGGAGGAGGAAGGCCGGGGUCGGGAUGGGGGAUCUGCGGAAGAAGCUCGGCUUGGUGGCCGACGAGCCGGCCGAGAUCGACGACGGGGAGCUCGAGAUCUCGUUCAAGCCCGGCUUCGUCGACCGCCCUCUUCCGUCUGUUGCUGCUUCCGACCCGCCGCCGCCUAAGUCGAAGAACCAACGGAUCAAGGAGAAGUUGAAAGCCAAGCCGGAGUCCCCGGCAAAGCCCGAUGACCAACAUCAUGACCGGACGGCAAGAGGGAGCAAGAGUGAUCGGGAGAAGAGGGAGGCCGACGAGCUGGCACUCUUGAUGGUCGACGAUCUCCUGCCUCCUGUCACCGCUGCUCAUUCUGAUGAGCCCAAGAGUCUCGGCUCAGAUCGGCACUUCGACCUCUCAAAGAUCCUCAAACUCGAGAAACUCUCGGCCAAGAAGGCCAAGCUGUCCACCAAGACCCGACGCAAGCUCGUCGCGCAACUCGACGGAGAUCCGCCGGACCAGCUCGAUCGGUUCCAGGUCGAUGUCGACGAUCCUAGGUUCGGACCCGGGUUGGUCCGCGACCCCGAGCUCGCCAUCGAUCCUUCUAAUCCUCAGUUCAUCAAGUCCAAAAACAUGCUCGAGUUGUUGGAUUCUACCCGCGCCAAACGCGCCCGCCCUCUCACCCCACCAUCGCCAAGUAUGGAAGACAACAAGAACAACAAUGAUGGUGAUGGUGAGCGGUCGAUGGCUGGUGAGGAGAACAACAGAUCGGUCGAGCAGCUGCUUUCGCAUCUCAAGAAGCCCUCGCUUCAGACUUCCAAACGGGCCCGCAUCGGUUGA
This is a messenger RNA of Puccinia graminis f. sp. tritici CRL 75-36-700-3, 1101 nucleotides long. RefSeq lists its product as uncharacterized. NCBI's taxonomy places the organism in Eukaryota, Fungi, Basidiomycota, Pucciniomycetes, Pucciniales, Pucciniaceae. The transcript is spliced from 3 exons. Gene Ontology annotation, molecular function: RNA binding. Gene Ontology annotation, biological process: rRNA processing. The coding region runs from base 1 to 1101 and encodes 366 amino acids. The record is from RefSeq and is a predicted model, not a curated record.